AUGCUCGUUACGGACGACGAAGAGCUGCAGUUAGCCCCGGACGCGAUGCAGGCGCUGGCCGAGUUCAUGCGCGAGAAGGAUGAGCAGGACCGGCGGUUCGAGGAGCUGCGGCUGCAGGCCGAGCGCGACCACGAGGACCGCAUAGUCACCAUGGCGGAUUUUCAGGAGGACUGGAAUCAGAGUCAGUUUUGGUACGACGAUGAAACCGCUACGAUCCUGGCGGAGUCGCUUCUCGAGGGCGCCACGGAGGAUACGGCUAUCGCCUUGGUCUCGGCCCCGACCGUCUAUGUCAAGUUGAGGGAGUGGAAGACGACAGGCAGGAUACCGAGGAACAUGACUAUCAAACUGCUCGAAUAUGAUGUCAGGUUUGACGUCUUCAAGGAGGACUUCGUCUAUUAUGACUUCGAGUACCCGCUGCGAGGACUCCCGAAGGAUCUCCGGGGAAAGUUCGACAGGGUCAUGGUUGACCCGCCGUUCUUAAGCGACGAUUGCCAAACGAAAACGGCGUUAACGGUGCGGUGGUUAACCAAACCCUGGACACCACCUCCGUCUAUCCCCGACAAAGACUCCCUCCGCAUCAUGAUGUGCACCGGCGAGAGGAUGUGCGAUCUUCUGGCGAAGCUGUACCGUCAAGCGGGCGUCAAGCCGACGGAUCUAGAUGUCCGUCAUCGUAAGGGCCUCAGCAACGUGUUCUGGUGCUACAGCAAUCUACCUAGCGCGCACUUUAAGCUCCUCGAGGAGGAAGCUUGA
Tricharina praecox is the source of this 750-nucleotide messenger RNA. Its product is annotated as putative N6-adenine methyltransferase-domain-containing protein. The record is from RefSeq and is a predicted model, not a curated record. Gene Ontology annotation, molecular function: protein-lysine N-methyltransferase activity. Lineage: Eukaryota; Fungi; Ascomycota; Pezizomycetes; Pezizales; Pyronemataceae. The transcript has 5 exons. The coding region runs from base 1 to 750 and encodes 249 amino acids.